Anopheles merus is the source of this 7444-nucleotide messenger RNA. Its product is annotated as SLIT-ROBO Rho GTPase-activating protein 1-like. Gene Ontology annotation, biological process: signal transduction; negative regulation of cell migration. NCBI's taxonomy places the organism in Eukaryota, Metazoa, Arthropoda, Insecta, Diptera, Culicidae. Gene Ontology annotation, molecular function: protein binding. The transcript is spliced from 14 exons. The record is from RefSeq and is a predicted model, not a curated record. Gene Ontology annotation, cellular component: cytoplasm. The coding region runs from base 1300 to 5508 and encodes 1402 amino acids.
ACGACGGAACAAGAAUCGAUCGUCAAUUUACAAUUGCAGCGAUGAAACCGAUUUAUGUGCCUGUUGUCGCUCCAUCAUUAAAAAAACUCUCAAUCAUAAUUUGUGAUACGGGAAACUGCUAGAAACAUACAACAAUUGUCCUUAUCAUCAAUGUAAACCGCUUGGCUGAUCUUUAGUAAGGCUGUACAUUUCAGCUUAUGUGUGUGUGUGUUGAGUACGGAGUUGUGUUAUCGCUUGCUGUGCAGCGAAGCGUUCUGUCAGUUACUUAAGUAGGAUCGAUAGAAGCAGUAUAUUUCUUGGUUGUGUGUGAAGCGACCUGAGAGGAGAAAAAAUGACGAUGAACUGAGGGUUCAAUUACGUCAUCGAAUAUCGGCCAUUUGUAGGAGUUCCGUGAGAAAGAAAUGUGGGAGUUACAAGAUGCGAGCAGCAAGUGGGGCUCCAUCCUACAGAGAGUGAACGGAAUACAACGAGAAAUGCCGAGAGCGACGAUCAGUUCGGAUUGGGAGAAAGACGGCCAUGCUGUUGUAUGCGCAAGCUCGGCACACUUUUAGUAGUCUGGCAAAAUAUCUCGUAUACUUCGAUUUCGUUCGGCUUCGCCACUGCGAGCAGUAAGCGGUGAGAAAGUGAAUCUGUUUGUAGCGUGAAUUGUAUAAUCUUGCACCGGAAAAGAUGUUGGCGUUACUGUUGCCUUUUUCUAAAAUAGUUUUGUGUGUGUGCGUGUGUGUUAAAUCUUCUCAACUCGGUGUUCCUGUGUGAAAAACGGGAAAAAUACCUGCCGAAAAUUGUCUUGCAGAUUAUUCAGUAACAGCACAAAAAUUGUUCCUGGUUUCCGUGUGCUAAGUUGCAUGAUGUUUUUCCGUGGUAUAUUAGGUUGUGCUAACAACCUGCUCGAGCUUCUGGAUCCGCUCCGACGAGCAAUAUCGACGAUAUGAAGAGUGAAAUAGUAUUUUAGGGUUCGAAAGUUUAGUGAACAUUGAAUGUGAAGCGUAAUUUCUCCGUCAAGUUGUGAAAAUUUUAUUGACAACUCCAGUAGCGUUAUAAGCCGUCAAAUGAUUGCAAUUGGAUAACUAUUGUUUGUAGUGCAUUGCAAAUGAAGUAAGUGCAUAGGUUCAACAAACAAAUAGUGAAUACUGUACACCACAAUUUUAAAAAUUGUAAUAAAUUUGAAAGUAUAGUUUGUGAUCCUCGUAAAUCGUGUUUGUAUCAGUGUGUGUCUAUGACAAUUGUGCUUUGCUACACUCUGAUUCUGAUUUACCAUCGGGUCAUUUGAAGUGUUAAGUUGAAUAAAAAAACGACGACAUGAAUGGAGUCACGAUGAUGGACGAGAACGAUGUAGACAUCAAAAGCCCGAUCAGGCGACUGGGUUCUACAAGAAAGCUGAACUUGUUCAAUAAUAUCAGACAACAGCUGAACGAGCAGCUCAAAUUUCUGGAUGUUCGCAUGGAAGCACAGAUUGCGCUCGUACAAGAGCUUCAAGAUUUUUUUCGACGAAGAGGCGAGGUAGAACUUGAUUACAGCAAGAGCUUGGACAAGCUAGCUAAAAGCUUGCAGCUUCGACACAAAGAGCAGCGUCAAAAGCGUGAGCAAUGGCCAAUGUUCUCUUCUUACUCUUGCUGGCAACAGCUUGUCAAUCAAACCAAAUCCCUAUCUAGGGAUCAUGCGGCAAUGUCGGAGAUUUACUCUACACAUUUGGUAGCACGUUUGCAGACAGUGUGGGACGACGUUCAACGUAUUUACAGAAAGUGUCGAGAAAUUGGGUUUGAAACGCACGUUGAAAUAUUGCGAAUUUUACAAGAACUGCACACAAACAUGAAAACGUACCACACGUUGCAAACGGAAGCAAAGGAAGCAGAAAAAAAGUUGCGACUUGCCGAAAACCAGCGAAUGAAGCUGCAGCAAAGUGUGCCGAAGGAAAAGCUGGAGCGUAGCAAAAAGUAUCGUUUGAUCGAGAAAGAGGUUCUGAAAAGAAAAAACAAGUACACAGACGCAAGACUGAAGGCGCUCAAGGCAAAGAACGAGUAUCAGCUGUGCCUGGAAGCUUCCAAUACGACGAUCCACAAAUAUUUUGUCGAAGACUUGAGCGAUCUAAUUGAUUGUAUGGAUCUGGGUUUUCAUUCGGUCGUCUCGCGUGCACUGCUGAUGCACGUUUCGGCAGAUCAGGGUCGUUGUCGAGCGGUGCUACAUAAUGCGGAAACCCUAUCACAUAUCGUCAACUCAAUGGACAGUCGGGCGGACAAACAGAAAUUUCUUGAACAGCACAGUGCAGCUUUUAUGAUUCCAAAACGGUUAGAGUUCCAGGGACAGGACGAAGAUGUAGAACCGGAGCUGCAAAAAGCGUUGCAUCAAGAAAUGGAAUCUCGGCUAAUGCAGCUAGAACAGCGCGUGAACAAUUUGCGUAUGGAAUCGGAGGAAAUUUGGAAAACCCUGGAAACAGCUGAAAUCAAUCUGCUUGACAUACUCAAUACUAAGGAUUAUGAUUGUACUAGUGCUUUCGGUGACGGUGCGGUUGCUUUUCAGAAGCCCGAAAAUACGUCCGUAAAACUGCGAUCAGACAAAAAUGAAAUAGAAGAAUUCUACAUAACGAAAAUUCGCGAAUACAUUCUUGCAACAUCGCGAAUAGCGCGGUUAGAUUCAAAAGCAGAAUACCUGCGGAACGCGUUGGCAAAAGAUUCAGCUAUCAAAACAGAUACCCUUACAAAAUCGAACGUCCCGAAACGGAAGCGUAUCGGACGUAUGAACAAAUCGGGUCGACCAAAACUGUUCGGUGGUUCGCUUGAGGAAUACUUGGAAGUUUCGGGGGAAGAAAUUCCGCUCAUUGUGCGAAGCUGCAUCAGAGUCAUCAAUCUUUUUGGUUUACAUCACCAAGGCAUAUUCCGUGUUUCAGGAUCUCAAGUAGAAAUAAGUAACUUUAAAGAAGCCUUUGAACGAGGUGACGAUCCGCUUGCUGAAAUGACAGAUGCGUCCGAUAUCAACUCUGUUGCUGGCGUGUUGAAACUGUAUUUACGCGAACUUCGAGAACCACUGUUUCCUUUAAUUUACUUUGAUCAUUUCGUUCAACUGGCACAGCUUGAAUCCAAGCAAGAUAUCGUAUUGGGCAUAAGAAAAUUUUUCCAAAGUCUCCCAAAGUCAGUUGUAGUGGUUAUUCGGUAUCUUUUCGCAUUUUUGAACCACUUAUCAGAAUAUUCUGAUGAAAAUAUGAUGGAUGCUUACAACUUGGCAAUCUGUUUUGGUCCCACACUGAUGCCAGCGCCCGAGGAUAAAGACCAAGUGCAGUAUCAGAAUCAAGUAAAUGAGCUGAUCAAGAACAUCAUUGUCCAUCAUGCAGAACUCUUCCCGAAGGAUCUUGGUGGAAUUCAUUACGAAAAGUUUAUCACUUCAGAAACGUUUGAAGACAUUGAUGUUGGAGACUCACCCACAGAGCAAGUGUCGGAAGAUCCGGAUUCGGAAGUGUAUCCAUCAGAGGAUGAGUCAGACACAUUUGAAGCAAUCGUUCAGUUUGAUUUCAAUGCACGUUCCGAGAGGGAAUUAUCGUUACGGAAAGGGGAUACUGUGAUACUGUACAAUCAGGUUUCCAACGAUUGGUGGCGUGGUGCAGUAAACGGUAAAACUGGACUUAUUCCAGAUAAGUACAUAUCGCUAAAAAUCAAGGAUGAAGAGCGCGAUAAAAGUGAACAUUUGAAAUCUUCCAGUUCAGAAGAAUCCGUCCGAAAGCGUCGUCCCAGUGGAAACAUUUCACUUAACAGUCAACUUUCGAUUUGUACACAAAACUCGAACACCCUUUCGAAUAUAACGUGCGGUAGUGAUUAUACCGCUUCGACUAUAAGCGCUGCAACGGCAUCUGCCGGUGGACACAGUGCAACUGGCAAUGGUGCGACAGCUGCAGCUGGUAGUACACCUAGUGGCAGUGGGGCCGGGGGAACUUCUGCCGGAUUAAUUCAAACGUCAUUGCCUUCUCCCGGACAUCCGCAAUAUCAAACAAUUCAGAAUUCUUCACAAGGAGGCUCAUCUAGCCAUCAUUCUACGUCUUCUCAGUCACAGCCUCCACAGCAAUCUAUUGCGAUAGUAACACAUCAGCCACCGUUGCCAUCGACACACCAUGCUCCUCCGGUGAUUGGCGAAAAGUUGGGCAAUGAACGAAAGGAUGCCGACUUCAUACACUAUGAUAGUGUGGAUCACCUGAAAGCAUCGCCAUACAGCUACCACGACGAACCGCACUCGUUCGAAAACUCUUUCGAGUUUGUCGAAGACAUGGCUCUUUUCACAUACGAGACAUCAAAACCAUCGGAACCGAUUUAUGCCGAACCGACCAAAAUUACUAUGAACCGCGAGAAAUCGCCUGCGGCUGACAGCGGCACAAGCAGCAACAGCAACGAAGAUGAAAUGGAUAGCGUGGAAAUACGACCCCGGCUUGGCGGAAUGGGAGAACCAUCAGAGCAUAGCAAAUCGACUCUCGGUUUGAAUCGUCGCAGCGAAACGACUCUAACCACCGGCAAAACAAUCGCUGUUGACGGUGAACCAUCGGCCGUGGAUGACCAAUCCGAUCAAUCCCGACCAAUGCGAAAGUAUCACGCGAAGAGCUUCAGCCUGUCAGAGAACAAACUAUCCCUAGUUGCUGGUGGCGGUGGAUCAGCAACGCUAAAUGUGUUUCAACAGAACCGCGACUUGUGGCAGAAACGCGCUGCACAAAGCUCAUACCAAAACCUAACAACGUCGCGCAUUCUAAGUCGUAACCGAAUUGCACCAGAUUUGGUGAUGGAUCUUCCGCCCUCCGCCAUUAGCAAGGAAACCGCCCAUGCAUCAAGAGAAUCUUUAGACACCGAGCUAGAGGAUAUGACCUCAGCUGAACGGUUUGCUGCUCAGAACCAGUGUACAUUGAAGAAGAACGAACGAUUUUCGAAUGAAUCUCCUGUGUAUGAAAAUAACACGGUGAAAAAAGAGGUAAAGCUGGAUGUGAAAGGAGCAACGGUGACUGAUAAACCGAAGGCAGAAGUGAAGCCACAAGAAAACAGUAUUAAAAGUUCAAGCACGGCUGCUACUGAAGCUUCAAAAUCAUUAGAAGGUUGUAGUGCUGACGCUGGGAAAGAAGAAGAAUCACGAAGAUUAUCAGCAAUUACCGUCCCCGUUGCGUCUUCCUCGUCUACAACAAGUGUGGCCCCAAGUACGGUCACUGACGUGGCCGAAUUAGAGGUUGCUUCCUCUUCAAACGAAACUGAACUAUCGCUAGCGCCAUCGUCGUUACCGGGAAAAGAACUUAGCAAGAGUCCGAUCCCUGUGCGCAACACACAGAAAUUUGUGUCCCAGUUUGCUGAUUUACAUUUAACUGGCGGCUGUCUGAUGAAGUCAACCGAAGGGACGUCAGCAGCAAGCGCCUCUUCCAUGACGCAGGAGCAGCAAGCAAAGAAUCUGAGCUCAUUCAAACCGCAAGUAAAAGUGAAGCCACAAAUACUGAAAAAGCCCCAGGUGCUACCACCGCAAACGCCCGAAAUGCAACGCCGCAAUGCAGACUAGAAGUGGGCUCUGUUCUCACGCUCUAAUACGUUCAACAUGUAAAUAUGUGUGCACGUAGCAAAUGGAAGCGAUGAGAACAUCAUCUGAUAAAGCAUGGUGCGGUCAGGAUGAGAUGCGCAUCGUCUCUCUGUAUGGUGUUUCUGAUAUACACGGUGAAUGCUACUACAGAAAGGGAAACGCGUGUGACUAACAGACAGAAUGGUAAAGCGUAAAGAGAUUGGCGUGAAAGUGACUGAUUGCAAAAUGAUGCAACGUGUACAACCUUUGCAAGAACCUUGACAAAGUAAACAUUACACAUACAACCAUUUUCCAAGGAUGUGGUAGUCCGAUCGCCAUGAAUGAAGCCAUAGAACCUUUUGGUUUGGUAUUUAGGCGUAAUCAAGGUACAGCGCAUUUUGGGUAUUUGUUGCGGAAUUGAGCAUGUCGCGUAGGAAUGGAUUGAGUAAAACACCAAUAUUUCGAAUAUAUACAUUGAUAAGUGAAAAGUUUUUAAUAAUUAAGACUGGAUCGGUACAAUACAAAAUACUCGUAAAACAGGCGAAAGGAAAGCAAAGCUAAACAUUGCACACAUUAGUUAAAAAUAUUACCAUGGAUUUGUAGUUCGUGCACUCAUGCGCGAACAGUGCAAACGAUUCAACAAGAAUGCAAAAUGAAGCGAGAAUAUGGCGAACAAAGUUGGACGGCGCGGUGUACCGUGUACCAGUGUACACCAACACCAUGCGGACCACACACACGUAUAUGGUAGUGGUGCCUUUUUUACGUAUUUGGUUAAUCUGCGUAGCAUAUUUCUAUGCUGCGUUAAUGAUUUUUCUUUGAUUACGAGCAACGAACAAAAUGAAAGCUUACUGGAAUGAGUAUAUUAUUUAACUAUGUAUGGGUUGUUCUUUUCUCCCAUUGCGUGUAAAGCCGUACUGUGUUUUAAUGGUACCGUAUAUUUUGCUGAUUUAACAGUUUCAGUGACGGCUAACUUCUUCACAAAGUUGCCGUGUACACCACGCUCGGCAACAGAAACUUCAAUCUGAAAGAUGAAUAACAGUGAACGGGCGAACAUUGUUCAAGAUAAACCAUUCUAGACGAAAACCAACACGAAAACAAGGUGCACACGAAACGAAAUGUAUUCAGAACCAGCAUAGUAGAGUCUGAAUGUAGUCUGUAGUAGGUCCAUGAUAUUUCGAUCAUAUAGUAAAGCGUAGCAGUAGUUUGAAAAAAAGCGGAUUCAGCGCAAACACAGGACAGGAACGAUAGAGCUAAGAGCAAAGGUGAUUAUGAUAUAAUAACUAGCAAUCCUAAUCGCAAACAUUAUACGACUGAUAAUACAACAGCGAUAUUUUUGAUUACGAAACAAAUACGGAUAGUGGGUGUGGCAGUCAACAUCUGCCAGUAAAUGAAUGAAUCUUUCUUUUUUUUUUUGAGUAUAACAACAAAACAAAAGGCAUCAUUUACGAGUAUACGUAACACAUUCGCUAAAUUAUAUUUUCAAUACACACAGAACAGAAGUCCUCCUCUGAUUUUUCCUCUCUGGUAUCGUUGUUGUAACCUAUGGAACACAGUAAUAGCAAUCUUAUCGUAUUUAAUAAUGCUUGACAAACCAAACUUACUUUUACACUGACCGCGUAAAAGUAACCGUGUGUGUGUGUGUAAAGUAAUUCUAACAAUUUCAUCGUCAGCACCAUAAAAGUAAUCUCCAGCAAACAGCAAAUUCAUCGCUAUUAAUAAAUAGUGUUUUGUGUUACAAUAAUACGACUAAAACAUAGUUUCCGCUACACGCAACACGCAGCAGAGAAAGAUAAACAUAUAGAUAUAUACAUACACGUGAAUCAAUAAUAAUCUCUUGCUAUCUUCGAAUCCAUGGUACGACGAUUUACAUAUAAAGCGAGCGAGAGAGAGAGAGAGAGAGAGAGAGAGAGAGAGAGAGAGAGAGAGAGAGAGAGAGAGA